Molecule: messenger RNA, 2914 nt
Organism: Drosophila serrata
Lineage: Eukaryota; Metazoa; Arthropoda; Insecta; Diptera; Drosophilidae
Gene: tmod
Product: tropomodulin
Biological process (GO): pointed-end actin filament capping; actin filament organization; myofibril assembly
Cellular component (GO): myofibril; cytoskeleton
Molecular function (GO): tropomyosin binding
Source: RefSeq, a predicted model, not a curated record
GACGAAUCUCUCAAUCAGUUUGAAAAUCAAGCAGUUCCCGAGAGGAUCGAAGGCACUAACCUGAAAAGGAUCUAUAUAAAAACGAAAAACCACUAUUAUCCAGCACAGCACAAGUUAUUAACAAGCGAUCGCGCCGCGAAAUUCCACUUGUUUAUAUAAUAAUCGGCGGCUGCCAAGAGCCCAACGGAAUAUACAAAAGAAAAAUACAAAAAAAAAAAUUCAUUCAUUUCGUUCAUUUUUCAGGCCACAAGAAAAGCAAAAGAAAAAAAAAACCGAGCAUUUCUGCGUGUUAUAUGUGUUAUUGUUUGUGAUCAGUGAUCAGUGGAUCCAGUGGAACGAACCAAGUGAAAGUGAACACACACAGAAACGAUAAAAGCUAAAGUGAAAAGGAUAAACUGCAAUCGCAUCGUGUAGGAAUUCGAAGUCAGAACCAUGUCGGACAUUGAGGAUGUUUUCGGAGGCUCCGCCGAGGAGACCAAACCCGAAACCGAAGCUAAACCCGAUGCUGAUGCCGAGAGCAAGACCAGCGUGGUCACCGAAAGGACCGAGGAGGUGAUUCCCGGCGAGACCGAGAAAAUGGUCACCGAGACCAUCGACGAGGACGGUGAUGUUGUGGAGGAGACCACCGAAGUAACCCGCAAAACUGUGAAGCGCACCAUGAAGAUCACUGAGACUUCAGCCACCACAAAGACAACAACUCUCACCACUCCGGCCAAGUUAUAUGGCAAGGAUCUGAGUGAGUAUGAUGAUGUGGAUGUGGAGAGCCUGCUGGCCCAGCUCUCGCCCGAGGAGAUAACCAUACUGGCCAAAGAAGUUGAUCCCGAUGACAACUUCCUGCCGCCAGAUCAGCGCUGCGGUUAUGAGUGCACCAAGGAAGCCACCGGACCGCUGAAUCGCAAGCAGCUAAUCGAGCACAUCAAUAAGCAGGCUAUCGAGACUCCGGAUGAGCCGGAAUUCGAGCCUUUUGUGCAGGGCAAGGUGCGCGGCAAGAAGUGGGUGCCACCGCCAAGGGAUGCCCGCGAGAUCGAGGCCGAGGAACAAAUCGCCAUCGAUAUGGGCGAGGAGUAUGAGCAUGCUCUGAACGAUGCCACGCAGGAGGAGAUUAUCGAUUUGGCUGCCAUUCUGGGCUUCCACUCGAUGAUGAACCAGGACCAGUACCACGCCUCGUUGCUCAACAAGGGCCAGCCUGUGGGCCUGGGCUGGGAUGGCAUCACAAAGUCCACCCAGCAGAAGCUCUUCCCCAUGGAUCCGCCCAACAGCACAGAUGUGGAGGAGUCCAUUAAGCGGGUCAAGGACGAUGACUCCAAGCUGAUUGACCUCAACUUGAACAACAUUAAGAACAUCUCGGACGAGAAGCUCGAACAAUUGUUUGCCGCACUGCCUCAGAACGAACAUCUGGAAGUCCUCUCGCUGACAAAUGUCGGCCUCACCGACAAGACAGCCCUCCUGCUGGCCGAGGCCAUUGAGAAGAGCAAAACCCUGAGAGUAUUAAAUGUUGAGACCAACUUCAUCAGUCCGCCUGUGAUUGUUAAGCUGGUGCAAGCCCUGCUCAAGUGCCACACCAUUGAGGAGUUCAGGGCCUCCAAUCAGCGAUCUGCGGUGCUGGGCAACAAGAUCGAGAUGGAGAUCACCGACUUGGUGGAGAAGAACUCGUCGCUGCUGCGUCUUGGUUUGCAUCUGGAGUUCAACGACGCCCGCCACCGAGUGGCCGCGCAUUUGCAGCGCAACAUCGACAGAAUCUUCCGCGUUCAGAAACUCAAGCCCAAUCUGCCAAAGCUGAUCCUGCCCGGCAACAUGGAGAUUGAGCGGGAUCUGGUGUCCUAUCACCGUUCGGCUACACCCUCUCCAUCGCCAUCACCAUCGCCCCAGCCACGGGCGGACUACGAAGUGGAAGAGGAUCCCGAUAAUAUGGUAAUCCGUGGCGGCGGCGAAGCCUUCGAUCCGGAAUUCGACCCGGACAACAUGGUGGUGCCGGGCAGUCGCUCUGUGACACCCAACUACGAUGAUGAGGGCGUCUACCAAGCGCACAUUAAGAAAAGAUCUUGAGUUGCGACUGCAGUUCAGAUUUUUCAAUAAUCUGCAUAGAAAGUCGACAAGAAUUCAAUAAGCGCAGACCAGAAAGCAAAGCAACUAAAACUAAACCAUUUUUAAAGCGUUUUGUAAUCUAAAACCCAAGAAACCGAAGAAAAAACAAAAAACAGAAGCACAUAACAACGAAAGAACGUGUAUAUUAUAAUAUGUCUAUAUGAAAAGAAGAAGGAAGCAGGAGCAGAAGUUUAAGCUAAAGAUAUAAUAAUGCAGCCACCGAGCUAGCCACAUAACUAUCUAUCUAUAACUCUAGAGAGACUUAACUAAGCAAGAAGCAAACUGAAACCAAAAGAGAAACGAAGUGAAAAUAUCAAAUAUAAUAUAUAUAUAUAUACAUAUACCAAAAAACAUAUCUAUAUCGAUAAAGCGCAGAUCGAACCCCCUCACGAGCACUUGUACAGGUGUGGAGUGAGUUGUGUUCGGAGUCGAGGCCCCUUCUAUAUAAUCCAGCAGAAAUCGUUUUUAGGCGUGUCACGUGUAUAAUUAUCUAUAACGCUUAACACAGGAAUUAAACUGCGAUGUAUGAUCUGAGAGAGUCCUCCCCCAGAUCCGAGUGUCAAAAGUAGAGCGAUAGUAGAAGGAACCCAUCAUAACAAGCAUAGAUUUUGUGAUUCAAUAAGACCAACCAUCAACUAAUAACAGCAGCAGCAGAGCAGCACCAACACCAUCGAUAAGAAGAGCCAUGAAAACUACACAUAGUUAUAAAUAAUACAGAUAUCGAAAAAAUGUGUAGUGCAGAGUUCGGCGCAGAUGAACAACCAUACGUGUGAAACGCCUGAACCAGCGUAAAUAAAAAGACAAACAAAUAAAUAAAUAAAACAAAAAG